AUGACAGUCCCAGGAAAGAAAGCAUCAAAACAGUUUUCGUCAUCAACAACAUCCAUGUCAUCAGAUGAAGAUCUUCAAGUUUACUGCCAGCCUUGUGACGAGGAAGGAACUAGACUCCCUGCCCAUGGUUACUGUACUGACUGCAAGGAACAUCUUUGCAUGAUAUGCUUUAAAGCACAUAAGAUAAACAAGUUUACCAAAAAGCACACACGUCUUGAUGCAACAAGUAUGCCUAAAGUUUUGCAGCAACCCUCAACAUCCAUUCAAACAGUUCUGUCUGAUGAUUUGACUAUGCCGUGUCCUAAACAUCCAAAAGAAAUGAUCAAGUUUUACUGUAAUGAUCAUACAGAAUUUCUCUGCAGUGUUUGUGUUACACUUGAACAUCAAGCUACUUCCUGCAAAGUCAACUAUAUACCAGACAUUUCUGGUGAUAUAAUAGACAGCAAAGAAUAUCAAGUUAUCUUGAAUGCAGUAAAUACCACUUCUGACAAAUUUCAACAGAUAUUAAAAGAUGUCAAGGACAUGACACACAAAUCAAACAGCUCUCUUAAAGAUGCAUUAGUUGACAUUAAAAAGUUUCGGCAAGAAAUCAACCAAAGACUAGAUGAACUGGAGAGACAGGCUGAAGAUGCAGCUAAAGUCAUAGAACAAGAAAACAAAAAACAUCUGAAAGCAGUAGAAACAACAUGUGAGGAAGUUACCAAAUCUCUAAAGAUAUCAUCAGACAAAAUCAAACAACUCAACACAACAAAACAAGCUGACAAACUCUUCAUUGAUUUAAAACUUUCACAGGAGACAAUCAAGGAUAUGGAUGAAACACUACUAAAACUGUCAUCAUUUGAUAUCAAAGAGCACAACUUUCAAUCAAAUGAUGUAAUAUUAAAUUUGAUUAAAACAGAGAAGUCACUAGGAACAUUGACACAGAAAACUUUAAAUAAAGAAUCUCAAUCUGCACAAAUAAAGUCUAGGCAAUCUUCACAUGAGGGAGAAAUCUGUGUGGAGACAUCAAAAGAUAACUACAUUUGCUAUAUAACAGGAAUGACUCUGCUGACUCCUGAUCUUCUUAUCAUCACUGACUAUAAUAACGAAGAUGUAAAGAUGGUGGAUACCAGCAGUCAAUCUGUGUCUAAUAAACUACAACUAGAUGAUAAACCAUGGGAUAUCACCACAGUAGCCAGUACUGAACUUGCUGUCACACUUCCUCACAAACAAACAGUACAAUUUAUAUCAAUCUCAUCAAACAAACAACUUAAAAUGAAGCACACUGUGAAGGUUGGUGGGAAAUGUUAUGGUAUAAACUGUUACCAAGGUAAACUUGUUGUGUCAUUACGAUUUCCUGCAAAACUUCAGAUCCUUGAUAUGAAUGGCACUAUACUGACAACAAUGGAUGGAAAAAAUAUUUUCAAAGAUCCAUGGUAUAUCACAUGUAACAGAAUUUCUAUCUAUGUAUCUGACUGUCACAUGAAGACAGUAACAAGAUUAAACUGGCAAGGUGAAGUGAUAGGUAGUUAUAGUGCUAUGGGUUACCCUACAGGAAUGUCACUGUCAGAUGAUGGUACUGUCUUUGUGUGUGACUGGAGGAGAAAUGUUAUAGAAGAGAUAUCAGGAGACUGCUCUACAGGAAAGGUGGUGCUGCAGGAUCUGAAGACACCAAGGGCUGUAUGUUGGUGUGGAAAAACAAAGAAGCUGUAUUAUAGCUGCUAUGCUUUUGAUAAUAAAAAUCAAAACUUCCUUUACAUUUAUAACCUAUCAUAG
Molecule: messenger RNA, 1755 nt
Organism: Ruditapes philippinarum (Manila clam)
Lineage: Eukaryota; Metazoa; Mollusca; Bivalvia; Venerida; Veneridae
Exons: 1
Coding region: 1-1755 (584 amino acids)
Molecular function (GO): zinc ion binding
Source: RefSeq, a predicted model, not a curated record